Colletotrichum spaethianum is the source of this 291-nucleotide messenger RNA. Its product is annotated as 3-ketosteroid 1-dehydrogenase helE. The record is from RefSeq and is a predicted model, not a curated record. NCBI's taxonomy places the organism in Eukaryota, Fungi, Ascomycota, Sordariomycetes, Glomerellales, Glomerellaceae. Bases 1 to 291 code for a protein of 96 amino acids. The transcript has a single exon.
AUGGACGACGCGUGGUGGGGUCCCACCAUUAUCGACCCCGUCACUAGGAAGCCCUACCUCGCGCUCGUGGAACGCGCGCGGCCGCACUACAUCAUCGUCGAUGCCAAGGGGAAACGGUUCAACAACAAGGCAGCACCGUACACGGACGCGGUCCAGGUCCAUUAUGAGCAAAACAAGUUCGUCGAGUUGAUACCCACUUGGUUGGUUAUGGAUGCCAGCCAUCGGAACAGGUACUUGCUCGGCACGCAGCUGUUUGCGAGGAUACAGGCAUCAUGGGGCGGACGUACCUGA